AUGCCCGAAGAAAAAAAAGAAAUCCUUGUUUUUGGUCAAAUCUACUAUGCGCAAGACCUCUAUGCCAGGAUGAAGGAAAAUUAUACUAUGAGAGAAUUUACGGAAACGCGAGAAGCAUUCCUUGAUUCAUCUGAUGAGACGUCGUACGAUAACGUUGUUGGCGUGUUACUCGCUAGAGGAGCCGAUCAGAUUAUAACGAAAGUUGAUCACGAAAUAAUUAAUAUACUCUCACUCGCAGUUACAGCAAUCAUUGUCAUGGGGGAGGCAUCGAAGCUGGUGGAUUUGAAGGCUGCCACUGACAAUGGGAUUUUUGUCGCUGAUACUCAAAACGACCCAAAAAUGGAGUCCCCUGAAGUACCCAAUACCGAUGAGUGGGAAGAGAUCCUAGCCCUAGAAAACCUUGACUUUGCGCUCGUACUGGGCGUUCCAAAGAACGUUCUUAACAACUUUGACGACGCAGCGGAGCGUGCCGCUGAAAGAGCAGGAGAGAUUGUAGCGGGUGGUGCCGAAGGAUAUGAACUAGACGUGACGGAUAUCGAGAUACAGAUUUAG
Paraglomus occultum is the source of this 552-nucleotide messenger RNA. The record is from the annotation of a GenBank genome assembly. Lineage: Eukaryota; Fungi; Glomeromycota; Glomeromycetes; Paraglomerales; Paraglomeraceae.